Messenger RNA from Zophobas morio, 5316 nucleotides. It is a transcript of the gene Pi3K21B, whose product is annotated as phosphatidylinositol 3-kinase regulatory subunit gamma. Gene Ontology annotation, molecular function: 1-phosphatidylinositol-3-kinase regulator activity; protein binding. NCBI's taxonomy places the organism in Eukaryota, Metazoa, Arthropoda, Insecta, Coleoptera, Tenebrionidae. The coding region runs from base 852 to 3737 and encodes 961 amino acids. The record is from RefSeq and is a predicted model, not a curated record. Gene Ontology annotation, biological process: phosphatidylinositol phosphate biosynthetic process; signal transduction. Gene Ontology annotation, cellular component: phosphatidylinositol 3-kinase complex. The transcript is spliced from 11 exons.
UCGAGAAACAGCAUAGACCUGUGGGUGUUUUGUGAUAAAACGUAGCCAAAAAUUAACAACAAAUGGUUCAAAUUUCACCGAUAAAUGAAUUAAUGCCACAAAUAUUAUUAGACAUUUCAAACUCCUGUAUAUUCUAGUAUUCUACACGGUAAACAUUCAAAUUAUAUUUAUUCUUGUUCCAUAAAGCUUGUGGAAAAUAUUUAUAAAUAAGUCCCUUCAUCCAGUUGAUUUUUUCUGUUUUUGCCGCCUUAUCGAAAUCGGGGUUGCAACGAAAUUGUCAAACUCAAGUUAAAUGCAGUUUUACAAUGUCACGACCGGCGGAGUCGCAAGAUUACAAAUUCCGAACGCUUAAGUUUAUAAAAUAUGUACCAAAAAUACCCAAAUGGUGCGGUUGUAGCAGGAAAUCGUCGAGGUGGGAUUUCGGGAUUUGAAAUAUUUGGUGCUUUUGGUCGGUGCGAUUGGCAGCGUGUUGACGUCUGGCGAUAAUCUGUGACGCCAUUGUUGCGCCCUUUGCGAGUAUUGUUUUUGUUUCGAAGUAAAUGCGCUUUUUAAAAUUUAAAAAGUAAAAAACGCUGAAACUUAUCCGACUCCAAAUGGAAGAUUUUGUAGUGAUGUGACGUACGUAGUGAUGGAAUUUUCGAAAUAGUUCCACAAUUGGUAAAUUAGCGGGACACCCCGGAUUGAUUGAUAGGAAGUGGUUUGUUGUUCGAGAGAUAAUAAUGAAGUUUUUGGGAUUUUGGACGUUGCAACUGAAGCAAUUUUCACCCGUGUGCAGUUAGUGGGUUAGACAUAAAGUUAGUUAUGCAGGAGUUAUGUUUUGCGUCGAGGGCAUUUGAUGGUGGUUACUUGCGAUGGGGGACUAUGCUUUGUACAAGGCUAUUCAGUCAUUCACUCCCCCUUCAAGUGAUGCGACUUCGUUAGAAUUCCAGAAGGAUGACGUGUUCGAAAUCCCAGUGCAGAGCCCCUUCAGCACAAGCGAAUUCCAGAAGCCCGGCUGGCUGUACGCGUAUAACAGGCGCACGGGGGCGGAGGGCUACGUACCGGUGGAGUGCGUGAAACUUCUUGGUUCAGAAGUUAACAAUACAGUUCAUCAUCCGUCAGCGUUAGGAGUGGCAGUUUCAGACACAGAUACCACGGGGAAGACAGAAACCACCCAUAACAUCGCGGGCACGUUCUUCAUAAAACCGAUUUUGUGUAUACAUUGUAAAGACUACAUUUGGGGACAGGGCCGCGUUGGUGUAAAAUGCAACGAUUGCCUCGCCUGCUUCCACGAGAUGUGCGCCCGGUUCGCCGCCAAGCACGUCUGCCUCAAGAACGACGAGCCUCCGACGACCACCACCUCCUCCACCACCCUCGACCACGACAAGCCCAUAUCAGAAUGGACGUCCGCUCAAGUUUUGGAAUGGAUGGCGGCGACGAACCUCUACCUCUGCUCGGAAAUCUUCCGGUACAAGGACAUCAAGGGAUCGGACCUUGUUCAUCUCGACAAAGAAAAGCUAAUUAAUAUGGGCAUCAAGGACGAAUUCCACCAGAUGGCCAUAUUGUCCUGCAUCGAGGAGCUCCUGGGCAAGCAAGAGAACAAACUGAGUAGCAGCAACGAGCAAGAGUCGGACAACACGCACACGCAUAAUUUGACGCAACACAGUUUCAGCAGUUUGGAGCGGUGCGGAAAGUGCAACAAGUACCUGAGGGGGUUGUUGCACCAGGGUUUCGUUUGCCAGGACUGCGGUUUGGUGGCCCAUCGUUCGUGCGCCGCCACCGGUUUGCCUCCGUGCACCAGCACGUUCGGCCGGGGCUUGUGUUUGCAGUUUUUUCCCGGGGAUAUCCAGGAAGCUCCCGCGUUUCUUACGAAGUUCAUAGCGGAGUUGGAGUCGAAGGCCGAGAGCGACGAAAGUUUGGAGUUGUACAAUUUGUAUAGCGCCACACCGCCUCCGGACCAGAUGGCGAAGUUGCUCGAGAAAAUUAACGAGGGUUGGACUAAUUUAGAUCUAAUCGACUUCAGUGCCGUUUGUAUCGCGGGGGUUAUUAAAAAAUUUCUUCGGGAGUUACCCGACCCACUUGUACCUGUCCAGUGGUAUGAUGCUUUUCUGUCAGCGGCAAAAGCCAAAACUGACGAAGCUUGUGCGACUACUUUGUCUCGUUAUGUUGAAGAUCUACCUGAAAAUCAUCGUUCCACUUUAAAAUAUGUAAUGGCUCACUUAUGUCGCAUGUGCCAGAUGGAAUACUCCAGGGGUAAUCAUAGUCCCCCUACUGUUCUAAUUCAGGCAUUGUGCCACAUAUUUCUCAGACCACCUUGGGAACGUAUUAUUCAAGUGAUCUACAAUACUCAAUCUCACAAUAGAAUUUUAGAAGUACUUCUUCUCAAGUGUAGCUGGGGCGUGAAGCUUCCCGAGUUUGCUUCCGCUCCGGCUAUACCACCGCGAAGGGUAAUGGGCCGCAUGGGCGGUAGUACCAUUUCGAACAGUGCAGUAGACAAGGAGAAAUCGAACGCUUUGUCCCUACAAGAUGCCGAGUGGUACUGGGGCGACAUCAAACGCGAAGAAGUCAACGAAAAAUUGAAAGACACCCCCGAUGGGACGUUUUUAGUUCGAGAUGCUUCCACUAAGAGUGGCGAAUACACGCUAACCCUGCGCAAGGGCGGUACAAACAAACUGAUUAAAAUCUGCCAUAAAAACGGAAUGUAUGGGUUUACGGAACCUUACACGUUCAGUUCGGUCGUCGAAUUGGUCAAUCACUUUCGGCACGAUUCGUUGUCGCAGUACAACGCUUCUUUAGACAUCAAACUCCUGUACCCGGUAUCCAAAUUCAAUUACGAGGAGGAAGCAGCGAAAGCGGAAGACGUAGAGAAGCUUUGGGAUCAUUUACGUGACAUUAAAAACAGACUGUUAGAUAAGAACAAAGUUUUGGAUAGUUUAACCGAAGAUUUGAAUAAGACAAGUCAGGAGGUGUCUAGUAAAAGGCAGGCGUUGGAAGCUCUCAAGGAAUUGGUUAAAGUUUUCGAAGACCAAAUUGCCACUCAUAGUUUAGUUAGGAAAGAAGCGCAGCCGCACGAAAUUGCGGGCUUGACUGUCAACGAGCAAUUAUUAAAGCAACGACUGAGUAUGAUGCAGGAGAGUUCGGAGCAUUUAGAUAAGACUUUAGAAGAAAAAGAGGCCUAUAACAGAACGCUAGAGCGUGAACUGACUGUGUUAAAACCGGUUGUGCAAAGCUUGCGCAAGGAAAGGGACAAAUACAUAAGAUGGCUACAAAAGCGUGGGGUCAGUCCAACGAAGAUAAAUCAGGUUCUGAAUCGUAACAGCGAAGAUGAAGAGUAUAAUGCAGAAUCUGGGGAGGAGUUCGACGUGGAUACGUUGAUACACAACGACGAACGUACUUGGUUGAUGCUGAAUUGUACACGUAACGACGCCGAGAAAUGUUUGGCCGGUAAACCGGAUGGGACUUUCCUGAUACGAACGUCUAGAACUUCCAAAUACGCUUUGUCCAUUGCUUGUAACAAGAUGACCAAUCACUGUAUUAUCCACGAAACGAAAAGAGGGUUUGGUUUUGCCGAGCCGUACAAUAUUUAUCCCACGUUGAAGGAUUUAGUUCUGCACUAUGCUACGAACUCAUUGGAAAUACACAACGAUUCUUUGAAUACCGUGUUGGCCCAUCCUAUACUAGCAUGGAAAUAUAGUAACGAGAAUCGUUACAGUAACGAAAAUCGUUACAUUGGAUCAAGCACCACGUACAACUGUUAAUUUGAGAGUGAUGUGAUAAUUCAAAGUUGCUGUGACUUUUUAUAUUCCCAUAAUCUUAAAUUUUACGAUGGUGAUAAUUUUCCAAAAACUAUAACAAAUUUAUAUUAAAUAAUGUAUCAUAUAAAUAUAUUUACAUAUACAAAGUGACAGUUUUACAAUUGAAGUACUUUUUGCUUAAUCACCAGGUUAAAUUGACUGUGAUAGUGUACUAAAGAAGAAGUUCUUAGAUUUAUAUAACAACCUAAGCACAUAGUGUGUGUGAUCGUGCGGUGUAUCAAUAUGGCCUGGUUUAUUUUUGAGAGGUUCAACAUUUUUCGAUCGAAAUAUCCUAGGCCUCUUCUGUUCUUGACAUUUUCAACUGUAUAUACAUUUUCGAAGCAGUAGCGUAGCCACAGGAUAUUGGAGCCUGCAGCUAUAUGCGACUCUAGUCAAACUUUUUUUUAUACAUGUUAAUCUGGUUCUUUUCACUUGUCUCAAUUAUUUUUAGCGUUUUUAUUUCGAAUGCAGUGGCGUGGCUUAGAGUCGAACUUAAAGCUUUAUUAUUUUAAUUCGUCGGUACUAUUUUUGUCUCUGAGGUACGCCACUGUUCUACGCUGCUGCCAAAAUAGCUGUUAGCUGAUAUCCACUUUGCGCCAACGAUCGGACGGUAGCCAUCGUGCUUAACAAAAUGGUGUCCACAUUUUUAUCUUUGACGCACCAAGGUUACCGUCCAGUCGGUGGAGAUAUAUUGUGUUAAUCCGCCUGUUCAAUAUAUCUACUUACUUUAUUUGCUAAUUGCUGCAGUGUGAGAAGAAAGCAUUCUAGAUAAUAUUUUAUGUGAUCUACAUCUAGAUGAUAAACUUUUACUUUAUUAGUUCGUGCAAUGUUUAUCAAAGUGUUAUGUAUUUAACUUUUAUUUUGUAACACUUUAGUAUUUAUAUUUAGGAUAUUUUUAAUUUGAAGAGUACAAAUGUUUUUUUACAUUUGUUUUUAAUUCUUGAAGAAUUUUUAUACUGUAGUAUAAAACAUUUCAAUCUCAUAUAUCUAGAAUGGUUUUCAUUUUAUUUCAUUUUUAUGUUGAUACUUUCAUUUUGUAAUACGAAUUCUGAAUUGAAUCCAUUUCAUUCAUUUUCAUUUGUCGCAAGUGAUUAUUAAAAGAAAAAAGUAUUAAAAACUGUUAUAUCUAGAAUCUUUUUUAUGAUUGUAUGUUGAUUUUAUUUUCUUCAAAUUUGGAGAGGUACAAAAUAUAAUUUAUGUCAACUAAUCUUUUUAUUAUUUUUCUAUUGAGGCUGCAGUUUUGUAGAUAUUUCUAUAUAUAUAUUAUACAUAUAUAUAUCGUCUUUUUUAUGCAAGUGUUGAUUUUUUACAGUUUGUCAAUUGACUGCUUUAGAGUUUGAAGAAUUUACUACCCCAACUGUGUGCUUUUUUCAAACUGGAAUAGUCUGUCAGACUUUAGUCUGCUGCAGUAACGUAGUUUAUAUACAACAUAGUGAUGUUUUUCAUUUUAUAAUGUGAUUAAUGGAGACAUAAUGGGUAUUCAAAUUAAAGUGAUGUUUCUGUAAACAUUUGAUGAUACAUGUCAACAGUUUUCUGUUUUUGU